Messenger RNA from Tyto alba (common barn owl), 552 nucleotides. RefSeq names its product olfactory receptor 14I1-like. The record is from RefSeq and is a predicted model, not a curated record. NCBI's taxonomy places the organism in Eukaryota, Metazoa, Chordata, Aves, Strigiformes, Tytonidae. The transcript has 3 exons. Gene Ontology annotation, molecular function: odorant binding; G protein-coupled receptor activity; olfactory receptor activity. Gene Ontology annotation, cellular component: membrane. Gene Ontology annotation, biological process: G protein-coupled receptor signaling pathway. Bases 1 to 552 code for a protein of 183 amino acids.
AUGGGGAGGCCUGGCAGAGUCAACAGAAGCUCCACCACUGAGUUCCUCCUCCUGGUAUUUGCAGAUAGACGGGAGCUGCAGCUCCUGCACUUCUGGCUCUUCCUGGGCAUCUACCUGGCUGCCCUCCUGGGCAACGGCCUCAUCUUCACCGCCGUUGCCUGCGACCACCACCUCCACACCCCCAUGUACUUCUUCCUCCUCAACCUCUCCCUCCUCGACCUGGGCUCCAUCUCCACCACUGUUCCCAAAGCCAUGGCCAAUUCCCUCUGGAACACCAGGGACAUCUCUUACUUGGGAUGUGCUGCACAGGUCUUCUUUAUCAUUUUCUUUGCUACAACAGAACUUUCUCUUCUCACCAUCAUGGCCUAUGACCGCUACGUUGCCAUCUGUAAACCCCUGCACUACGGGACCGCCCCCUCCAUUUCUUUCCCAUCCCUGGAUAUGUUGGUGGCUGUUCUGUACUCAGUAGUUCCUCCAGUCAUGAACCCUCUCAUCUACAGCAUGAGGAACAAGGAGCUUAAGGAUUGCCUGAGGAGACUGAUGACUGGAUAA